ACCUCGUCGCACUCAAUUCUAUCGCGCAGAUCAGCAACCAGUACCACAUCAUCGCGCGCAUCAUCACCGAUCAAGCGUGAACGAGGGAUGCGUUACGCUGAUGACCUCCCUCUGCUUCGAAGGUCGCUAAAGGAUCCACGAUUGCCUGCACGCCUCGGGCCGCUGUUGAAGGAUGUACGAGCCGUAUCGACGAAGAAACAUAUCAUGCCAUUGGCCUUAAAAGAGGAGAUCGAGGCUCUUUACUCGCCAUUCGAAGCUAUCAGCGACGACAUGUUCUUUGGUGGUGAGGACGACGAGGACGAAAGCGAGGAUGGCCACAACCAAUCCAAGGUUGUCAAAGUUAAUGACGAUCAUGCCAAGCGUCAUCGAGAUCGGUUAUGGCAAUUGGGGCGUAUCUGCGACGGUACAGAGGAGUGCAGCGAUCCGAGCCGGCAGACGUUCGAGGUUGAGUGGAACGACGUGGUGCACUCGCCUAUGCUCCGGCUCGCCUGUCGCCAACAAUCGUCACUGCGCUGUCGGAACCUGACGUCGGUGCAAGUUGACGGCCGCUACGGCGAUGCCGCGAGAACGGUUAGAAGGGGCGGUGGCGGAGCAGCGACAGCAACUCUAUGCGACUGUCGCAUUGACUUCGGGAUCUUCCUCGCGCCACCCGAGAAGUCAGACCUGCAGUAUCGUAUCUUCGAUCUGAUGUCGCGCGAUGUCGAUCAGGUUCGGCAGCUCAACCACCUCAAUGCCUUCGAGCCGGACUGGCCCCUUGCCGUUAGUGUCGAGACUAAGCGUCUCGCUCCUGGUGUUGAAAAGGCUUCAGGUCAAUUGGCUAGCUAUGGUCGGGCCCAGCUACGCUUGAUGCAGCAGUUUCCAGAUCCGCAGGUAGAAGAAACGAGGGAGAAAGAGCCUGCUGAGAGAGGGAUUAGGGGAGGCUCAGAAACGAUUCUGCCGCAGCUCAAAGUCGUCAGCGCGCAGUGGGAGUUGAGUUUCAUCGUCCGUGAAGGUCCCAAUGCAGUAGCAUAUGGUCCCUUUGGCUUGGGAAACACGGCCUCACUUUCGGGGUGUUAUCAGGUCUUCAAAUCCCUGUGCAUCUUAUUUAGGUGGGCGGAGCGCGAGUGCUACGAUUGGUGGUUGAGACAUAUCUCGGUUACAUGAUUGAAUAAUGCUAUUUGGAUCCUCGCACGUACAAUGAACGACUUGUGAUUUUGCCAACA
Molecule: messenger RNA, 1202 nt
Organism: Microdochium trichocladiopsis
Lineage: Eukaryota; Fungi; Ascomycota; Sordariomycetes; Xylariales; Microdochiaceae
Exons: 1
Source: RefSeq, a predicted model, not a curated record